GGGGGGGGAGAUAGGGACGGAGUGUCGGGAUACACUCCACCCAACCCGGACCACAUCCAUGUCGACAAUCCCUCCGGUGGAAAAGCAACAUGAAACGUACCUUCGUCUGAAAGACAAGCCGCUGCAAGGCAAGGCGACAUGGUGUGUGGUGUCGGCGCCAUGGAUGGAGGCCUUUGUCGCCCACGUGGCAUCAGGCGCUCCCCAUCCAGGCCCUAUCAGUAACGAUCAUCUUGUUGCGGUCGAAGACGGUGACGAGGAUGCUGAGACUCCGGGCGAGGAGAACCAGGGCUUGGCGGGCAACAUCGAUGCCACCGAGAACACGGCCGGGAAAGACAAAGGGAAGGAGGAGGACGACGGCGAUGGUGAGGAGACAAAGUCCGUGGACAGCGGCGGUGGCGGCAAGGGUGUGGCUGCGCUGCCGCGGUCGAUGGAGGAGUUGGAGAAGGAGGCGCUGGAGCCACCGCGGCUGCGGAAGGACAUUCGUGCAGACGUCGACUACGUCCUUGUGCCGCAAGAGCUGUAUGCCAACCUCGAGGCGUGGUACGGCGGCGGGCCGCAGUUGGCACGGCAGGUAGUGGCGGUAGGCCAGCGGCGCGAGCUGCGUGUGGACCUCUACCCGGUCACGGUCUACACGCUGAGGUGGAGCGCGACAAGCAAGUGCAUUGACGUCAAGUCUGUGCAUAAGAUCUGGGUCUCGACCUACCUCACCUUUGUCAUGUUCCGGCUUGACGCGUGUGCCGGCUACUCGACCCCGCCGUACUCGACGCGGUUCUGGCUCAUGCCGGACCUUAACGCGCCGGUGAGCGAGUACCGGAUGGUGGAGAAAGACGAGAUGAAGCUCUUGCUGGGCGAUCUUGGCGUGCAGGACGAGACCAUCUUUCUUAUCGAGACCCAGGACUCGGACAAGAAGUGGCCGCUUGAUAGAGUGCGGAGCAGUGCGGCUGGCGCAGCACCAGCAGCGACGGCGCCGGCCUCUGCAGUCUCAGCUGGUGCGACGUCCCGGAGCUGGGCGACGUCCGGUGUGGAGACGUCGCGGGCAGCCGAGGCCGGGCGGGCGCUGCGGACGGGCGCAGGUGCAACACGGACCUCGGCGUGGUCGCGGACGAGCUACGGAUCGCGGCCGGGCAAGCCGCCGGUCCGCGGUGCGACCGGGCUUUCGAACCUGGGCAACACGUGCUUUAUGAACUCGGCGCUGCAGUGCCUCUCGAACACGACGGUCCUCACCGAGUACUUUCUCUCGGGUGCGUACACCGACGACGUCAACACGACUAACCCGCUGGGGAUGGAGGGCAAGCUCGCGACGGUGUACGCCGAGCUGGUGCGCGACCUGUGGUCCGGGCAGUACACCUCGGUCUCACCGACGCGGUUCAAGGCGCUGAUCGGCAAGUUUGCACCGCAGUUUUCGGGCUUUCAGCAGCACGACUCGCAGGAGCUACUCGGCUUUCUGCUCGACGGUCUCCAUGAGGACCUCAACCGGGUGCUGGACAAGCCGCCGACAGAGAAGCUCGAGUCAGAUGGACGGCCCGAUGCCGAGGUUGCGGCCGAAGCUUGGGAGCGGCAUCUCCUGCGAAACAAGUCGUUCAUUGUCGACACCUUUCAGGCGCAGUUCAAGUCGACGGUGGUGUGUCCGGCCGAGGGUUGUGGGCGGGUCUCGAUCACCUUUGACCCGUAUCUCUACCUCCAGCUCCCGCUCCCGGUCAAGAACUCGAAGCUUGUGCACGCUGUCGUCUCAUCGCUCGACAAGCCAGCGAUCAAGGUCGCGGUCCAGGUCUCUGUCCACAGCACGCUUGCCGACGUUCGCCAGCAGCUGGCCGAAACGCUGGACAUCGAGAGUGGGCGACUCGUCUUUGCCGACGUGUACGGCUCGCGGAUGCUCAACACACUCCCGCCGUGGCGGCCGGUGCGACAGAUGCGCGACGGAGUGGUCCAGCGGGUCUUCCUCGUCUCUCACGAGGUGGCCGACCCAGUCAAGCCGGUCUACACCGCCACCUCGUACUACACCCGCGGCGGUGCGGCGGCCAAGGCCAAGGCCGCAGCGGCAAAGGCGGCGGCAGAGGCCGACGCUCCGGACGCAGCACCGGCGCCGCCCGCGGCGGCCAUUGUCCAGGUCAUCCAGCGGCGCAAGAUCAAGUCGGCGUACCAGCCGUCGCGGACGGUGACGACCUACCGCAUGGGCCUCUUUGGCCUCCCGCUUGUCUUUACCUACCUCGACGGCACGCUGACAAACGCCCAGCUGCGGGCACAGGUGGUCAAUGCGGUGCGGACCAAGGCGUGCGUCAGCGAUCCGGGCGCCGAGUUGUUUGACGCUGUGGACGCCGAGGGCAACAGGCUGGUCUCGCUCGUUCUAGUCUCGUCGACCGGGACGGUGUGCGCGCUGUGUCCGUCAAAGGCGCGGUGCUCCGGGUGCGAGAUCCCAGAUGACGAGACGCUGGCCAGCGUUGACCUGCUCGCGCGCUCGUCGGUGGCGGUCCACUGGAGUGCUGCCGCGCUGGAGAAGGCGCAGGUCAUCGGAGUGGCGGCCGGAACGGCGACGGCGACAGGCGCCGUCAUUGAGCGCGAUCUUGAGGAGCACCCAUCGGUGAAGGAGCUCAAGGCCGCCAGCAAGACGGAGGUCAACCUCGCGUCAUGCCUCGAGGCGUUUGCCAAGGAGGAGACGCUCUCCGAGGAUGACAUGUGGUACUGCUCAAAGUGCAGCGAGUUCCGGCAGGCGCGUAAGAAGAUGGAGGUCUGGUCGACACCCAAGAUCCUUGUUAUCCAGCUCAAGCGGUUCACCUUCUCGUCGCGCAUUCGCGAGAAGAUCUCAUGCGUUGUCGACUUUCCGCUCGAGGGUCUUGACAUGGCACCAUACGUCAUGGACUCUAGCUCGGGCGGGAUCUACGACCUCUUUGCCGUCUCGCGCCACUCGGGCGGCCUCGGUGGCGGCCACUACACCGCUGUCGCCCGCUCGGCCGAGGACGGUGAGUGGUACCUGUGCAACGACUCGCACGUCUCCAGGACCUCUGCUGACCGCGUCGUCGAUCCCUCGGCGUACCUUCUGUUCUACGUCCGGCGCGAUGAGUAGGGCUUCCAUCGCCCCUCCACGUAAAAAAACUCCGCCCCAA
Molecule: messenger RNA, 3101 nt
Organism: Thecamonas trahens ATCC 50062
Lineage: Eukaryota; Apusomonadida; Apusomonadidae
Product: ubiquitin carboxyl-terminal hydrolase 4
Exons: 2
Coding region: 59-3061 (1000 amino acids)
Biological process (GO): protein deubiquitination
Molecular function (GO): cysteine-type deubiquitinase activity
Source: RefSeq, a predicted model, not a curated record